This is a messenger RNA of Pleurotus ostreatus (oyster mushroom), 1107 nucleotides long. RefSeq lists its product as uncharacterized. The transcript is spliced from 4 exons. Bases 1 to 1107 code for a protein of 368 amino acids. The record is from RefSeq and is a predicted model, not a curated record. Lineage: Eukaryota; Fungi; Basidiomycota; Agaricomycetes; Agaricales; Pleurotaceae.
AUGGAAGUUGUAGGAUACGUCGCGUUGACCGUAUUUGCCUUAUACUUCUUUUGUAUUCUCUGGCUAUUCCACUUAAUCCUGAGCAACAUUUCAAAGCAAGCCUUUGCCAAAUCUUGGGGCCAACUCACGCUAUUCGCUUCGUUGACGACACUUUCUUUCGCGCAUACGUGGUAUUACAUGUUUAAGUUCAUGCAAUGGAGUUUUGUGAACUACGAAGAGUCCAUCUACCCAAACACGAGCGCUCCCCUUAUCGAACGAAUGGCGCAGUGGCUGGUCAAUACGCAGUUGUUUAAGCAGGCUUGGUACGCCGUCUGUGACGGACCUUUGAAUUGGUGGUGGAGCGAGCAGCUAUGCCUAUUCACCGUGGGUUGCUGGACGGUGAUCCUUGCGUCCGAAGGUACAUACCACCGCGUCGAACACGUGUGGGCGUACAUGCUCCUCGGACAAUUGGUAGCUAUAUCUGUAGCUUCCAAUCUCUUCUAUAUCGCCAUUCUUUCCUCCCCAAUACCGAGAGAGGCCGCCAAACAGUCCUCGUCCAGAGCACCCGCGACCCUCUGGGUGAGCGUCCUUCUUGCGCUCGCUACCGUCGGACUCAGUCCAUACACUACGUCCCGUACAUUCCUGCCGAAUCUUCUCGUCAUGCAUGCACUUCUCGUGGUUCCCCUCCUCCCCCCUUUCCUCCUCCCAUAUGUCACCCACCAACAACGCCCUAUACGCGUCCGGACGCUGUAUGGGCUCGUCCUCUUCGUCUCCUUCGCGAUACGGACACACACGAUCCUGGAAGGGGGCAAGGUCGUGGGUAGCGGUUCUCCAUUUGGUCUGUUCUCCGCGGCCUGGGACGUGCUUUAUUCACACCCAGCGCAGUCGUCUAUUGGCUGGGACGUUAUCUGGACGACAGUCUCGUUCAUCGCUUGGACGGCGACGAAGCGGAUCUCCGAUGACCGGGCGCUGUCGGAUGUUCCGUAUCUCAUGCUUACUAGCCCGUUCGUAUCGGUGGCGCUGACGGGGCCAUACAUUCUUCGCGAGGAGACUGGGUCUGCCCUUUUCGAAGCCACCUCAGCCGUCGAGAAGAAUGUUAUGGUGGACGAAGAACGAAAGGAGGAUUGA